AUGGGCUCUGUGUCAAACCAGCAGUUCGCAGGUGGCUGCGCUAAGGCGCCGGAGGAGGCGCCGGAGGAGGCGCCGGAGGACGCGGCCCGCGCGGCGGAGGAGCCGCAGCUGCUGCACGGUGCCGGCAUCUGUAAGUGGUUCAACGUGCGCAUGGGGUUCGGCUUCCUGUCCAUGACCGCCCGCGCAGGGGUCGCGCUCGACCCCCCGGUGGAUGUCUUUGUGCACCAGAGUAAGCUGCACAUGGAGGGCUUCCGGAGCCUGAAGGAGGGGGAGGCUGUGGAGUUCACCUUUAAGAAGUCCGCCAAGGGCCUGGAAUCUAUCCGAGUCACCGGCCCUGGUGGGGUGUUCUGUAUUGGGAGUGAAAGGCGGCCCAAAGGGAAGAAUGUACAGAAACGCAGAUCAAAGGGAGACAGGUGCUACAACUGUGGAGGUCUAGACCAUCAUGCCAAGGAAUGCAAACUGCCACCGCAGCCCAAGAAGUGCCAUUUCUGCCAGAGCAUCAGCCAUAUGGUAGCCUCGUGCCCACUGAAGGCCCAGCAAGCUCCCAGCUCCCAGGGAAAGCCAGCCUACUUUCGGGAGGAGGAAGAAGAGAUCCAUAGCUCUGCCAUGCUCCCAGAGGCCCAGAAUUGA
This is a messenger RNA of Budorcas taxicolor (takin), 630 nucleotides long. RefSeq names its product protein lin-28 homolog A. Lineage: Eukaryota; Metazoa; Chordata; Mammalia; Artiodactyla; Bovidae. The record is from RefSeq and is a predicted model, not a curated record. Bases 1 to 630 code for a protein of 209 amino acids. Gene Ontology annotation, molecular function: nucleic acid binding; zinc ion binding. The transcript has a single exon.